This is a messenger RNA of Penicillium odoratum, 1008 nucleotides long. Its product is annotated as triglyceride lipase. Lineage: Eukaryota; Fungi; Ascomycota; Eurotiomycetes; Eurotiales; Aspergillaceae. The coding region runs from base 1 to 1008 and encodes 335 amino acids. The record is from RefSeq and is a predicted model, not a curated record. The transcript has 9 exons. Gene Ontology annotation, molecular function: triacylglycerol lipase activity.
AUGAUGAUGGGAUAUGCGGUUGGUGCAAAUAUCUCUACCAAACAAAUGCUAAGUGGACGCCUUAUUCAGACGAUAGGCAUCUCAAAAAGGCGCACAUUUCACACGUCCUCGCGCAGACUGAAACCCAUUCUUGACCCACGCUUGGAAGACCUUGGCCAUGUUAUCCAUGAUGAGUACUCGGUGAUUCGCGAUAGCUAUGCCGCUCCAAAACACCCAGUCGUUCUCGCCCACGGGUUGCUUGGCUUCGAUGAACUGCGCCUAGCUGGUCCCUAUCUCCCUGGUGUUCAGUACUGGCGGGGUAUUAAAGAGGCCCUCUCCGCUAAAGGAAUUGAUGUCAUCACUGCUACCGUUCCCCCAUCCGCUUCCAUUGAAGAACGUGCUGAGGCAUUAAGACGUGAAAUCGAAGAUGGGGCACGGGGAAAAGAUGUCAAUAUUAUCGCUCAUAGCAUGGGUGGCCUCGACUCCCGAUACAUGAUCAGUCGGCUUCGACUAGAGAAAUUCAAGGUGCUAUCAUUAACAACAAUUGCCAGUCCACAUCGAGGUUCUGCUGUGGCAGAUUACGUCCUCGACCAGAUUGGAGCCGAUCGCCUUCCUCAGAUUUACUACGCAUUGAAUCGGCUAAGUGUCGAAACGGGAGCGUUUGGUCAGCUGACGAGGAAAUACAUGUCCGAGACUUUCAACCCAAAUACGCCGGAUCUGGAAGAUGUUCGAUAUUUUUCAUAUGGUGCAGCAUUUGAGCCUAGCAUCUGGUCCGUGUUCCGCUUAUCUCACAAGAUCCUCGCCCAGAUAGAAGGACCCAAUGAUGGUCUGGUCAGUGUGGCGAGCAGUCAUUGGGGAGGUGAUAAUGGAUAUAAAGGAACUUUGAUGGGAGUUAAUCAUCUGGAUCUUAUCAACUGGAGCAAUCGAUUGAAAUGGCUAGCUGGGGAGGUAAUGGGACAACCACGGAAAUUCAAUGCUAUCGCAUUUUAUCUGGAUAUUGCAGAUAUGUUGGCGAAAGAAGGUCUUUAA